Molecule: messenger RNA, 1263 nt
Organism: Ochotona princeps (American pika)
Lineage: Eukaryota; Metazoa; Chordata; Mammalia; Lagomorpha; Ochotonidae
Gene: DYNLT4
Product: dynein light chain Tctex-type 4
Exons: 1
Coding region: 572-1231 (219 amino acids)
Biological process (GO): microtubule-based movement
Cellular component (GO): cytoplasm; cytoplasmic dynein complex
Molecular function (GO): dynein intermediate chain binding
Source: RefSeq, a predicted model, not a curated record
GAUGCCCACGGGAGUUUCGGGAGAAAAGGGCAAUGAUCCCAGAACAGAUUCUGGAGAGGCGAAAUCCAAAGCAGCAGGUGGAAGGCACUUCCAGGUCACCUGCCUCCAGCCACUGCUAGUUCAAGCUCAGCACAGGUAGGGGUCAAAGGUGACUGCACUCAGUGCCUCUGGGGGUGGAAGGAUCUGUGGGUGCAAAUAAUUGGGUCUGUCCAUUGCCUCCUUUUUAGGGCUCAGAGGAACCAUUUCCUGUCCAUGCUCAGUCAGAAGCCAGCUCCAUCUCCCCUUCUUCCACUGACCUCCAUAGUGCCCAAGGGACAGUGUGGCUGCCGGUGGCAGGGACUGGCUCAGAGUCAGCAGUGUACCUUCCCUGGCUCAUAACCCUACUAGUCCUUAACACACUAAGCCCUAGGAAGCUGCGCAGCCCAGCUCUGUGUGAUCCACUUGCUCCAAAAACACGGGUAAGAAGAGGAAAGAGGACAGAAGCCCUUGCCAUCGCUGACAAAGGUUGGGUGGUGGAGAAAGACCACCAGUGACGGUCACCCUCAGCUCGAGUCCUCCAGCCUGCAGAUCCAUGGCUGGCAGGCCUCUGCCCACUGGACGCCAGGAGGAGGAGAACGCCAAAGACGCUGGGCCAAAACUCAUACCAGUGAUGCCCCGGGGUGGUCUGCCCAGUAUUGAUGAGGCCGGACCCACAGGUCUCGGCCCAGCUUCCCGCCGGGGCUCGGUGCCGGGCCUAGCCACAUCCUUCUCACGCCGCAGCUCGCUGGUUGGGCCAUGCGCAGGUCCUGGAGGCCGGAGACCAUCCCUUGGCCCAGUGCACGCUCUGGGCUCACGGAUUAACUUAUCCGGAUGGUCUCUGGCCCCCGUUCGGCGUGUGGCACCCUCAUACCGCAUGGAGCCGGCACCCGGAGAGCGUUGGGAGGUUGUGCGGGCACAGCGGGCCCUGGAGGAGGCGCUGGCAGCGAGGCUGCAAGACACCUGCUAUUCCUCCGCCGAGGCUGGGGAGCUGACAAGGGAACUCUGCGAGCAGGUGCAUGUGCGCCUGCGCGAGCUCAGCCCGCCCCGCUACAAGCUGGUGUGCAGCGUGGUGCUGGGGCCGCGCACGGGCCAGGGCGUGCACGUGGUGAGCCGCGCGCUCUGGGAUGCGGCCUGCGAUGGCCUGGCCUCCACCACCUUCACCAAUGCUUCACUCUUUGCCGUGGCCAUCGUCCACGGGCUCUACUGCGAGUGAACAGGCCUCCAAAGUUAUGCAAAAAAAAAAAA